AUUCUGCCCUCUCUCUGAAUUUCUGGCGCCGCUCUCUCCUCUCCCUCGCACCUGGUUCGAACACUCUUCACCACCAAAAGGUAGAAUUGGAAGAUUUGGGGUUCUUUGAACUUGGUAGGCUCCAUAGCGAUUGGGUUCGAGUUUUACUGGUUGGUUAGAGAAAAUGGGGCACCAAUUCUUCCAACGCUUGUUUGAAUUAGCAGAUCUGUUGUCAUGAUUUGGGGUUGUAUUAGCCACUCCCUGUGAAAUGGUUGAUUGAAGAGCGCAUAAAAGAAGAUUUUGAAUUUGGUUGAGAGUAAAAGCUGAGUGUUGAGGAAUGGCAGCAGGUUUAGCUUCAAAGUGUUCACGGGUUGGUCGUUCAUUGUUGGGGGGCCUCGGCAACAACUUGUCUGGCUUAUUGAGCUCAUCACAUGAGAUGGCAAGCAGCACUUUCUUAUCUCAGCAGCAAAGGACCUUCAUACAGAUGAGGACUGUUCUGAAAGUCGUGGACAACUCAGGGGCAAAGAAGGUGAUGUGUAUACAAGCUUUGAAGGCAAAUAAGAAGGGGGCAAGAUUGGGAGACACCAUUGUUGCAUCAGUAAAGGAGGCCCAUCCCAAUGGAAAAGUGAAGAAAGGAAAGGUUGUGUAUGGUGUGGUUGUUCGUGCUGCCAUGCAGCGAGGCCGCUGUGAUGGGAGUGAGGUCAAGUUUGAUGACAAUGCUGUGGUACUUGUGGACAAGCAAGGGCAGCCGAUCGGGACUAGAGUAUUUGGACCUGUCCCGCAUGAGUUGAGGAAGAAGAAGCAUGUCAAGAUUCUUAGUUUGGCAGAGCAUAUUGCCUGAAAAGUGGAACACAAAGGAAUUCCAGAUGCACAAUAAGAACAGAAUGCUAUCUUGUAACGAGGUGUUAAAAGUUUGAAACGUCCAAGUGACCAGUUAAUUCAGCUAGAUCUUGGCAACGCUCAGCUCGACUGUCACUUUAUUGUAGCUUCUCAUGUCUGGUGAAAUGGUACCAAAAUCGAGUUUGUGUAAUUGCAAUGUGUCCAAUGAAUGAUAUGAUAUUGCAAUUUGUUUGAUGAAUGAUAUGAAACAAAAAAUGGUCCCUUUUUUA
This is a messenger RNA of Pyrus x bretschneideri (Chinese white pear), 1088 nucleotides long. RefSeq names its product 50S ribosomal protein HLP, mitochondrial-like. The record is from RefSeq and is a predicted model, not a curated record. Gene Ontology annotation, cellular component: mitochondrial large ribosomal subunit; ribosome. Gene Ontology annotation, molecular function: large ribosomal subunit rRNA binding; structural constituent of ribosome. Gene Ontology annotation, biological process: translation. Bases 317 to 820 code for a protein of 167 amino acids. The transcript has 5 exons. Lineage: Eukaryota; Viridiplantae; Streptophyta; Magnoliopsida; Rosales; Rosaceae.